Alternaria postmessia is the source of this 885-nucleotide messenger RNA. RefSeq lists its product as uncharacterized. The record is from RefSeq and is a predicted model, not a curated record. The transcript is spliced from 2 exons. The coding region runs from base 1 to 885 and encodes 294 amino acids. NCBI's taxonomy places the organism in Eukaryota, Fungi, Ascomycota, Dothideomycetes, Pleosporales, Pleosporaceae.
AUGACGCACGCGGCCUCGAAAGACGACCUACGCGCCACCACGCUCUUCUCCUUCACCGAACAUGUCGUCCUCGUAACGGGCGGCGCGACUGGCCUCGGAGAGAUGGCCGCACAAGCCUUCGUCCAAAACGGCGCCCGCGUCUUCAUCGCCUCACGCAAAGAAUCCGAACUGCGCUCUACUACUGACCGCCUCAACGCGCUCGGCCCAGGCCGCUGCUCCUAUAUUGUCGCGGACCUGAAGGACAAAGCCGGAUGCCUAGGUCUCUGUGAAGAGUUGAAGAAGCAGACGGAUAGGUUGACGGUGUUGGUGAACAAUACGGGGGCGAGUUGGGGAGACGAUUACUAUAACUAUCCAGAGCAUGCGUGGGACAAGUUAUAUGCACUGAAUGUGAAGAGCAUAUUUUACAUGACGGUGGGGUGUGAGGAAUUGUUGACCAAGGGGGCUGAUAUGCACAAUCCCUCCAGAGUCAUCAAUAUCGCCAGUAUGGCUGGUAUCACGACUGUGGAUGUUACGACCGGAGAGGGAGGUGGAUUGAGUAAACCAGGGACUGGCACAUUCAGUUACGGUCCAGCGAAAGCCGCAUGCAUCCACCUAACCAAAAUGCAAGCCUCGAAACUCGCCCCCAAGAAUAUCAUGGUCAACGUCAUCUGUCCAGGAGUCUUCCCCAGCCGUAUGACGAAUUUCGGCUUGGAGAAAUACGCUGAUGCGUUGACGUCUGGACAGCCAACUGGCAGGAUCGGCAAACCUAGUGACUUUGGUGGGCUGGUGCUCUUCUUGAGUAGCAAGGCUAGUGCGCAUAUCACCGGAAACGCCGUGGAGAUGGAUGGAGGUGCAACCUUAACAGGAUGGCGGGGGAAGGUUGGUGGUGGGGAUAGUAAAUUAUGA